AUUCCGUGAGAUUCAUCUCUGGCCAGGCGGUCUCUCUUGGAAGUUUGUGCUCUGGUAAUUUGUUUUUCCCAUCUGCCCAGAGAGCCAACGGAGAAGGUAAACGGUAAAUUGUGUGACACGGUGUGCGCUCCCGGUAGGAUCGAUCUACGGAAAUUCCGCGGAUUCGCCGCAGUAAGAACGUGAGCUGUUCUCUGGCUUCUAAAGAGAAGACGUCUAAGAUACGACCAUUUAAGAAACUGGAACGUUUCGGAACCAACGGGUUGGGGAAGACGUCGUAGGAAGCUGGAGCCAGUGUCAGAGUAAGUCAUAGUCGGGGCAGAUUUACAGACGAGUUGGAAGUUGAGUGAGUGAUUUUGGUAAUUGGAGCACUCGAGAUUGGGUAAAAUAAAUAGAGGAAUGAUGGCAGUUGAAAGGACGUAGAUCCAGAGUAUCCAUCAAGGGUGUUGUCUGGUCCUCGUGUGUCUCCUGACCGUUGGGGCGUCGGUCCAUCCAAUCCUUCUGUUCCAAUAACUCGUGUGGUGGCGUCUGUGUCGGGGUUGACUGUCGUCGGUGGUGCUGGCGUCGAACGGUCGCGCAGACGACGCGCGUCCGUCGACGGAGCCAGGUCGUAGUACUGGCUGGCUACUGGUGGUGCUGGUGCUGGUGGUGGUGGUGGUUGGGGUGUCGCAUAGGAGGCCAAGUUUAUAUGGACCAAGGUGCGCCGUGCUCCGUGUUGUAGCGAGUGGAACACUUGGUAUACUGUCAAGCUAUAACGCUGAAUCUUUUAUUAAAUAAAUAAGUGAGGAUCCAGAGGUAUCGAGGUGUGACGGCACCCCCAUGCAGGACAAGUCAUCGCAUUAUUUAUUGGAGCCCGCUGAUGAUAGACAGGAUGCUGAGUGAAGUUGCUCGUCUUCUUGGAAGUUUACGUCGUAGGUAAUACGGCAUCCUCUGGUGGGUCAACAGAAAUUAUACUGCCCAGUGUUAAUUCUUCAAGAGCUUGAUGGUUUGUUGCUGUAUAAACUUAGGACUUGAUCAUCGAUACCGAUUGCCACUGAUAUUGCUGGGGUCAAGAGACAAGAGACGCACAAUAAUGCGACGUCGUGCCGCAUUCACUUUUUAAUAAGUGCCAAGUGGGACGGUCCCUUGACCUGCUGGGAUAUGACGUAAUGGCAAGAGAGGAGUUACGGAACAAGAGACCUUUCAAGAUAUGGGACAGCUGGCGUAACGUACGGAAGGGUCUAGUCGUAAGCAAUUUCGAGGAGCUUUUACACCGAGGUAAAGAAAAGUUGGGCGUGCCACCGAACGAAAAUGUGUCCCUGGUGCUAGAGUCUGACGGAACACAGGUCGAGGACGGGGAAUACUUCAAGACCCUAGCGAACAACACAAUCCUGCUGUUACUGCGGCAUGGCGAGCGCUGGUGUCCAACAGGCGUCGACAUCAUCCGCGCAGGUACUGCUACUACUUCACUGGAACCCUGUUACCAAGAUCACAAAUCUGAUGGUCUGAUGUACGACAACAGGAAUUGCAAAAAAAAAUUAGCUAAAAACGAAUAUUUGUCUUUCACAGCAAUAUCAGCAAUACCAAAAAUAGUUUGUGAGACUAUCCAUGCCCUGGAGUUGCACGAUGAAACGCCCUCGUGGAAAAUCAUGGACAACAAGGGACGUGUCACGGUGGUGCUACAUUGGGACCAGCGCUCGUCAACAUCCUCGUCUUCCGGAGCUGGACAAUCACAACAGCCCCCGGUUCAGCAACCAAAAUCAUCAGAUCCAACGAGUUCUAAAUACUCACCAACUAAGAAGGCUGAUUUAAGUGGACCCGGUCAACGUCCAUCCCUCGUGAUACAGACGAGUUUGGACAAACUUGGUUACGACAAAACGGGACAUGUGGCAGAGCUAUUGCCGCCUCGCUACAGUAGCCCCCAAAUCACUGUGAUAAAUCAUGACGAUAUGGUGCAAAAAAGUUUUACUAGUCCGAGUAACAGUACGUACGUUGGUGUCGGUACUGGGACUGGUGGUGCUCCUGGUUCUGGGCCUGGUACAGGUGGCGUAGGUGCUAACUCACACUCAGGUAUGACUGGUCGUCUUGUUAAGCAGGGUACCAAUUCAUUUGAAAGCAGUUCAACCAUUCAUAUCCACACGCCCGAGUGCUCAAAUCGUAUCCACCAGCCAGUGGCACGUAACGGCAGUCCCGUAAACGGUACCGACGGUAACAAUACCAGCGAGUGUGACUUUCACUGCUGUGCAUUGCACGAGGAGGGUCGACGUAUUGCUGUACACAAAUCAGUUGCUACCUCACCUAUUCAGGACCAACACUCGGUCCAGCGCGAUCAGCACCAGCAGCAGACUCAGACUCAAACGCCCUCUCCGCAGCCGCCUUCCUCUCUCUCGGACGGAACUCGACGUCCGGGGAUGGUGAAAGGCCACGUCAGGUUUCGUGACACCGCGGAGGAAGAGUCAUCGUCCCCUCGGAACUCGGGCUUCCACAUGCAUCAUCAUCAUCUCAAUAACCAUCAUCAGGAACACGACAGCUCCGAGUCCGAGACCGAGAACACGAUAAUGGAGGACGAGAUCGUCACUUCCGAAAAGUUCUUGCUGCUGAUCGACCAGCUCACUGUCGACCAAAAGCACCAUCUGAGCAUUAAAGACAUCGGGAUUAUUUUGGAGAGACUGAGUUCGAAAAUUCUCGAUGUCGAGAGACUCGACCGGGAAAGCGAGAGUGAAGAAUGCUACAAUUGGACCAUUAAAGCUAUUAUACGUGGUGACGUCCUGAGGGAACUUGGGGUUAUUUAUAAUGGUAAUUAUUAUGCAAUCAGCGAACAUCCUGGUUACAAAGAAGAGUCUGAGGAAAAUAAUGAAGACAAUGAAGAAGAAGAAGAAGAUCGUCUUUAAUAAUGCUGUUUUUUUAGGUACAAUAUAUAUUAUUUUUAUCUUUCUUUUUGCAUUUUCAUACCUUUUUUAUCGAUUUAUCAUAUUAAUUAUUAGUAAUAAUAAUAAUAAUUAUGAUAAUGAUAAUGAUAAUUGUCGUCGGUACGGAACACUCGCACUUUUUCUGGCUCCGACUGACUUUAUUUAACUAAAUCCAAGUAAUUUUAUCAAAAUUAUGGUAAUACUGAUUAUUAUUACCCGCAACAAAAAAUUUUUAACUUGAUCUUGGAUCUACAAUUGAUCUAUUGAUGAUCCACGAACGUUCUCUAUAGAUCUCUAAGAAAUUUUUCUAGAAAUAAUCCCACACUUUUGGAAAAAUUCCUCAAAAAGUUCUUGCAGUGAAUUUUGAUAAACUAAUUAUUGAUCCAUGAUCUAUAGAUCUUUCAUCUAAAGUUUUAUUUUACAAUUUUAUGAUCACGUCUUAAAAACCGAAUGCAUAAUUUUUUUUAUUAAAUUAAUAUUUGUCUAUUUUAGAUCUACAAUAGAUCCAGAUUUUUUAAUGACAUCUAAUCUAUAUAUCAAAUAUAUAAUUGAUCUAACAAGAUCUUAGAUCAUAGAUCUAUUAAAAUCUACUCAGACUCUAGAUCUUCUUAGAUCUCAAUUUUUUUUCAAAAUUAAAAUUUAAUUUUCACUGAUUGAUCCCCUUCUUUUUGCUAUGAUCUAUGCAGAUCUACAUAGAUCUAAUGAGGAAAAAGAUCCAUAGAUCUAAAUUUUUUUCUCUAGCACACUACGCUAGAUCUAUAGAUCAUUUAUAAAUAAUCUUAUACAAAAAAUCUAUUUCGAUCUACUAAAGAUCAAAAGAUCUAUUAUAGAUCAUAGAUCAAUAACUGGUUCAUUCAAGAUUUGCAGCUCGAUACUUUUUAAAAGAUCUACCAAAAGUACGUAAUUAUUUCUCUAAAAAAAUAUAUCAGAGAUCUACAAUAAAAAAAUCAUUAAUGGAUCAAUAGAUCAAUUGUAUUUAAGAUAAAUUUAGUAAUUUUUUAUCGGGUACCAAUAUAUUAAAAAAAUUGUUUUGUUAUUUAUAAAAUGUUCUUACGGAAAAAAGGACUAAAAAAUCCAUCUAAAAUAAAUAACGAUACUUAUAAACCUUAGAUCUAAUGACGGUUGUUAAACAUGUACUUAUUAUUAUUAUUAAAUUAAUUAAUUAAUUAUUAUUAUUAUUGAAUAGUAUUAUGUAUACUUGUAGGAAACAUUUUGGGAUACGGAUGCUCUCCGUAACCGUCCACGACACUGCCCUAUCUUAAAAAAAAAAAAAUAAAAAAAAAUACAUAUGAAUAUAUUAAAGAGUUGAAAAUCCUCAGAGUGAAUAAAUAAAUAAAUAAAUAAAUAAAUAAAUAAAUAAACAAAGAUGGUUCUGAAUAAUAAAUAAUAAAAUAUAAAUAAAGAGAAUGUGGAUAUAAAACCACUCAAUUAUAUUACGUAAUUAUAAUUAUUAUAUAUAUUCACAGUCGCUCGUUUUCAUAUUAAAUGAUGUUGUUCAAUAUUUUUCAAAAAGCUUUUACUUGACACUGUUUUCUGGCUUGUUAUCUUGUUGUUUAUUAAAAAAAAAAAAUAGUAUCAUUAUCGAGAUAAAUAUUAAUAUUGAUAUUGAUUAUUAUUAAAUAAGAUAAUUAUUAAUUAUUAAUGUUUUAAUGAAUAUUUAUGUAUUAAAAUAAUUUUUUUGGUUUUUAUUCGUAGAUUUUUUUCACUGGUAGCGGUCGCUUUUUGUUCUGUAAUUUUGAGAAAAAAAAAAACCCGAUGUAUGAAAAAUAAAUUUUUGAAUUUUAAAAAAAUUACCGCGUAAAAAAAUUUUAUUCGUAAUUUAGAUUUGAAUUUCAUGACGGAACUCAGAUCGUGACACAAAUAUGACUUUCAUAAUUAAUUUGUAUCAACAAUUUUUAUCACGACAAAAUUAUGAGUCUAAUUUCGAUCAAAGUAAAUCAAGUUUGAUAAGAGAAAUUUAUUGGCGAUUUCUGAAUCGAUGAAUUUGAAAAAAGGUAAAAAUUCAGUCAAGUUUCUAUCGAAAUCAUGCCAAGUACAAUGCGAAGACAGAAUACAUUAAUUUAGAAUUGAUACGGAUUUACUAGACGAAAAGUUGGAGUAAAUUUAUGAUGAAAGUCAUAUUUGUGUCACGAUCUAAGUUUCGUCAUGAAAUUCAAAUCGAAAUUCAUUAUGAACAAAAAUUUUUUUACGGGUAAUUGAUGAUUUUUGUAGAUUAGGGAGGGGGUGAGAAUUUUAAUAAAAAUUUUGAAUGAUUUGAAUAAUUUUUCGAAUGGGAAAAAAUAUCAGUUUAAAAAAUCUACAAAAAUAAAUUUAUUUGCAACAGUAAUUAUUUAAAAAAUAUAUGUGUUUAAUUAUUUGGUAUCGUAAAGAAUAAUUUCAAUAAAAUUUGAUUAUAAAUAAAAAGAAAUAAAUCGGAUUUAAUUGAAAUUUUGAAAUUAUAAAAGUUAGCGAAUUAUUGGUGAUUCUACGGUUCCCGUGGCGCCGCCAAAUGACCGUGAAUUCUUCUAGAACUUGACGAAAUAAGACUUUCUUAAAGAAUAAAAUUUUUCGACAUCUCGCUUAGUUUUUGAGAAAAAUGGAUUUUGAGAAAAAUUAGAUUUUUUCAAAAAGAUGAAAUAUUUCUAAGAUUUUGAUAUCUUCAAUUUUUAUGUAUUUUUUUCCGGAAAGUGCAUUUGAAGACGAAAAUUUUGAAAAAAAAAAUGUCUGAAUUAGUCCAUUUUUGAGAAAGUUAUAGCUAUUUGAAAAAAAAGUCUUAUUUCGUCGAGUUCUACAAGAAUUCGCGAUCAUUUGGUGGCGCCGCAGAAACCGUAGACUUUUUGAAUUAUUAAUAAAAUUAUAAUUUACUGCUCUUCGGGGUAACGAGGGUGGAUAAAAUGAGUGUUCAAACGAUGUUAAUUAUUAAAAAAAAAGAAAAAACCAAAAAAACGUAAAAUAAAUAAAGAAAUGUGCGCGGGAUUGUCGGUGGCGUGCUCGAAGAGCCUUCGCGGCCCAUAAGAAAUAAAUAAAAUAAAAUUUAAAAAAUAAAACUAAAAAACACACAACGUAUGAAUUUGCAAUUUUAAUAUAUUUCUAUUCUAAGUAUAUAACGCAUAUACCCAAGUAGCGAUUCACUGUCGUAAGAUGAGUUCGUUUAGACUUGAGAGAUAUAAUAAUUAAAUAAAUUAAUUAAAUUAAUUAAAAAAAAAAUGAUGGAGAAAAAAACUGCAUAAUUAAAUGCAAAUUAAAUUGUAAUGAGUGUUUGUUCGAGUGAAUAAAUAAAUGAAAGAAUAUGUGACUAUUUAUUAUUUAAUAAUUACUAAGUAAUGAAAUAUAAUUUUUGGCGGUUAAUUUUAAAAAAUGUAAUUAUCGAUAGUAAUUUAAAUUUUAUUUUAAAAUUGUUAAAAAAUUUUUUAUUAUAAUUAAAGUGUAUUUUUUUUCUUUUAAAUUUAUUAUUAAAAUAUAAAUAAAAUGAAUUUUAAUUAUAAUAAAAUAUUUUCAGUAUUAUUUUGUGCCAAAGUUUGUGAAUAAAUUUUUUUAAUUUAAAAUAUCAAUAAGUAAAUGAGGAAAGAAUUUAGACAACUCGCAAUCAAUUAUUAUUAUUAUUAAAAAAAGGUUUAAAUAAAAAUGUAAGUUUAAAUGGACUUAAAUUCUCUCAUUUAAAAUGAAUGGACGUUAGAAUCUUUUCAUAAAAUGUUUUUCUUUGUAAAGAAAAUAUAAAAGAAUAUAAUAGAGGAAUUAAAUUUAAUUCCUUACUGUGAGAUCUGCCGUAAGCAAUUUGGAAAAAAAAAUAUAUAUAUACAAAUUUAUACAUGGAAAUAAAAAGGAUCUCUUGGCGUAAGAAAAAUUUUGCAGUAUGAAAUACAAAUAAAAAUUUUCUUAGGACUAGAAAAAUUCAUGGUCCUGAAGGUAACAGAUGAUUAACAAUUUUCGGAUUUUUUUUUCAACACAUCAAUUAAAAAAAAAAAAAAGUAAAAAAAUGCACAUAUAGUAAAUAAAAAAAACUACAGGUGCAAUUUUCUCAAAUAUUUUUUUUUUUAUAAUUUACUGUAGUAAUAACAAUUCAAAAAUUAUUAAACGUCAGUUCACUUCAAUGUCACGAAAAUUUAUUGACGUCAGAAUUUUUUUCUCGCUCCAAAAAAAUUUUUUUUACCCUGAGAAAAUUUUCUCUUGCAAUUCAUAAUGCAAAAAUUUUUCUAGGGCAACUCAAAAUUUUCUUCGAACGGUAAAAAUUUUUUGAACCGAGAAAUCCUUUUUUUUCUGUAUAUAAAAUAUAUAUAUAAAUAUAAAAUUGAAAACUAAAUAAAGUAAAAUGAAGAACAAUUGUAAGACGUAAGAAAUCUGUAGCCACCUCCCUGCUAAAUUACAAGACUUUGAAUUUAUCAAACAAAAAAAAAAAAAAAUUAAAUAACAAAUCGAUAAGAAUUAAAUAAUUUUAACAAACGCGUCUUUCAUUUUUACCUGCGUAAGAACAAAUCAUGUGCAAUUCUGCCUGUACAUCAAUUAAAAAAAAAAACUUAUUAAUUAAUUAUAAAAAAUAAAAAAAAAAAAAAAAAAAAAAAAAACAGAAACAUAAAUUGUAACAUUGAGUGGUUUUUAAAAAAAACAAAAUUGUGAUUUGAGUCAAUCGUUACCAUGACUCGUAACUCGUAUCUCGUAAAUUAUUUAAAAAUGCCUUUAUAUAAAAAAAAAAAAAAAUAAAAAAAAUAAAAUAAAUAAACUGGCGAAAAAAAUUAAUUUUUUUAAAGUCUUGUUCCUUAAGAUCGCGCGAGAACACGCACAUUUUGCGCACUUUGUUGGUAGGUAUAAAUUUAAAACAAUAACGUAAAAAAAUGAAAAAAAAAUAAAACAAAAAAAUAUAAAGCGCAUUUAUAUCGAAAACGGAUGACCGGAAAGCAAUUUAUUUGUCAACGGACGGUUUUUUCAAUCAUUUAGCCGACUAAGAAAUUUAUAAACUAGAUAAAUAAAUAAUAAAUAUAAAAAAAAUGUUAGUUAAUUGAUAUUAAAAUAUAUGUAUACACAUAUUUAUAUUAAUAAAUGUAAAUAUGUGGAUAUAUAUGACUAAUCGAUAAUAGAUAAGUUUAACACUAGGGACAAGAUGUUUUACAAAGGCUGCCAGUGAUGGAUUUAAAGAAACAAAUAAAUGAAAGGUUUAAUAAAAUAAAUAAUUAUUAAAUUUAUAAAUUUAUUUAUUAUUUAAAUUUAAAAUAAAUAAUAAAUUAGACUGUAAGUUUUUCGAACGUUGCUCACACGUCACUCGAUAUCUAUUUAUACGCUAAUCAUAUUCGGUAAAGUCUCAUCCUCAAAUACAAAUAAAACUAAAUAAAUAAAUAUUAAUAUUAAUAUUAAUAAUUAAUAAUAAAUAAUUGUGAGAAUGAAGGAGAGAGUGAGACUGCAUGAUUUAUGUACGAGUGAUCAAGAAUAAGUUUAUGUAAUUUU
Messenger RNA from Microplitis mediator, 8300 nucleotides. RefSeq lists its product as uncharacterized. The transcript has 5 exons. Gene Ontology annotation, biological process: apoptotic process; regulation of apoptotic process. The record is from RefSeq and is a predicted model, not a curated record. The coding region runs from base 1146 to 2867 and encodes 573 amino acids. NCBI's taxonomy places the organism in Eukaryota, Metazoa, Arthropoda, Insecta, Hymenoptera, Braconidae.